Chlamydomonas reinhardtii is the source of this 4764-nucleotide messenger RNA. RefSeq lists its product as uncharacterized. Bases 782 to 3634 code for a protein of 950 amino acids. The transcript has 20 exons. The record is from RefSeq and is a predicted model, not a curated record. Lineage: Eukaryota; Viridiplantae; Chlorophyta; Chlorophyceae; Chlamydomonadales; Chlamydomonadaceae.
AUGAUAGCGGCUGGCUUAAUUUGUCGAGGCUUGACGAAGGCGAUAUUUAGAAUGUUGAGUUGGGCUCUGACUCAAUUUAGUGCCCAGGUCCCACUUCAGAGACCUAGAAUGCUAACGGAUGAUAAUGGGAAGGUCCUGGGUCGGGGACACCGCGGCCCGAGUCUCACUCUAGUUAGGACGGCCCGUAGAUUUAUGCUCGCACACCCGGAAAGUGAGCAGCUAAGUACGCAACAUCUCUCGUCCACUUCACUGCAUACAGCACACUUAAGUCCGCCCGCAUCAGUGCGCGCUCUGGAACGCGACUGGCUUGCUCGGCUGCCCAAGGCAGGUUGACGGGCUCGCGCGGCGUAGUGCUGCGGUAUUUACAGUAGUAAACAAUUGUGAAAGUUUAAGCAACGGCUAGUGCAGCGGAUCACCAUUGGCACCUUUCGUCGAUGGCGCCCGCAAAUUGGUGAGAAGUUCCAUUAUGAUUCCUCAUGAUACCGAAGCCUUUGUCAGGCCGCGCGAAAAAUCCUUAUAGUUUCAUACUUCAAACAACACACUCGAGCCGCAGUAGACGUGAGCCAUUUGCCCGCACAACUUGUUAUCACCACCCGCAAACCUGUGUUGCUUUACCGGUGGCUCAUCGAGCUUGCAUACAACUGGACUCGUCGCACGCAUAUCUAUAGGGUCCGCGACUGAAACAGAACCGCUCCAUUUUCGUUAACAUCGCUCGACAUUCGGCUUCAGCAACAUUCCCACAGCCGGCUCCAGGCAGCGGGUAUUCUAACUGCACAGCGUAAUGAGGGCUAUCUCCCUCUUCGCGCUUGUGGCCCUGCUAUGGGCCGGGCGGAGCGCGGCGCAGUACGGGACCUCGGGUGUCCUCACCUUGAGUGGCGAGGGCCCCGCUGAAACCGGUGCCUCAAUGCUUCGCUUCCUCAAGGUCUUUGAGACCCGCCUGGGCGUUCCGGCACGCAUCACCUACCGCGUCACCACGUCUGUUGCGGCGGAUGCCAGCAUCUCCGCGGAUGUGGCUGCACAGACCGCAGCGAGCCCCAGCAAGCUGCAGUUCGCCAUGACGGAGCAGCCGCUCAGCUCCGCGCAACGGGCCAGCUUCAGCGGCAAUGCGGCGGUGGUGGGCAGCUCCGUCCACUUCCCGGUGUACGUCAACUCGUACGGCCUGUUCUACAACGUGCCCGGCAACCGAGUGACGCCACUCAACAUCACCGCCUGUCUGGCGGCGCGCAUUCUGACGGGGGACGUCCAAGAGUGGACACACCCAGACUUUCUGGACAAGAACCCGGGCUUCGUCAAGACCGGCACGGACUCGUACAAGAUCACUGUGCUGAUGGACACCGCGACUUCCGGCUCCACACUGGCGGUGCUGGGGUGGCUGGCCAAGGCCUGCCCCUCCGUUCCCGUGACCUACACCGGCGUGCGCGCUGACGCGGUUGCUGUCGGGUCCAACAUGAUCGCGUCCCUGCAAUCCACCGGCUACUCUUUCGGCUUCGCGAUGGGCAGCGUGGGCCGCGCCGCGUCCGUGAGCGAGUUCGCUGUUGAGACCGCCACGGCAGGACAGUACCUGCAGACUGGAUCCACCAACACGACCAACAUGCAGGUUGCGCUCGCGGCCGCCGUGCCUACCACCCUGUCCGGUGACUACUCCACCGCCACCGUCGUCUCGCUGUCCGCUGACCGCGUGGCGCCCAUCCUCACGGUGGGCUACCUGGUCACCAAGAGCGACUGGUCCACAGAGGGCCUGGAGGAGGGGCAGCGCGGCGAGCUGGUGCGGGCGCUGUGCGCCUUCUUCCAGUCAUCCACCAUCACCAGCAGCUCAACCGGCAUGCUGAACGACGCCGGCCUGCUCGCGCUGGGCUCGACGCUCGUCUCCGCUGUCAACAUCACGGCCUCCUCGGUGUUCGUCAGCCACCCCAGCGCCGUCAAGUACACCACCACCGACGGCGUGGGCGCGAACGUGGUGAGCUCAACCCGGUCCUCCUACGAGGUCACGACCUACCAAGACCUGACCGCGCAGAUGGCUGCAAUGAAGAAGCAGCUGGAUGUGGGCGCGGCGCGCGUCAUGCGUGGCGUGGGCUCCUCCGCCGUGUCGCUGUUCAUGUGGCGUGUGUUCGGGGAGCUCAAGGGGCGCAGCACCACGCCCCUGCACAUGGUGUACCGUGCCGCGGGCUCGGGCGCGGGCCAGGGCGAGGUGCUCGCCAAGGCUAACAAGUACCAGUCGCUUGUGGACUUCGGCGCGAGCGACACGCCCAUGCCCGACGCCACCUUCACCGAGCUCACCAACACCGCCAAGGUCCCCAUCGUGCACAUCCCCAUUCUCCUGGCGCCCAUGAACUUCUUUGUCAACAUCCCCGACAGCGCGCUACCCUCGCGCCUGAUCAAGAUGAGCCCGUGCACCAUCGCCAAGAUCAUGCAGGCUGAUAUCACCAGCUGGUCACACGCCGACAUCGCAGCCGACAACGGCGGCGUGGCCCUGCCCGACCAGCCCAUCACCGUGUUCUACCGCCAGUUGAGCAGCGGGACCACCGCCGUCAUCACCGAGUACCUCAACCGUGCCUGCGCGGGCACGUGGCGGUUGGGUUCGGGCGGCCUGCUGUCCAACUGGCCCCCCACCUUCAAGCCCACCGCCAACGCAGCCAACAUGAGUACCAGCGUUUUCACCACGUCCUGGUCGAUCGGGUAUAUGGAUGCCGCGAACGGUCUGGAUGUGAACCUGAUCGAGGUGGCUGUGCGCAACAAGGAUGGUAACUACGUCACCUCGCAGACCGGCGACGUGCCCGCUGCUGCCACAGCUCUCUUCAAGUCAGACGCCUGGCCCAAGUCGCCCCUACUAUCCUUCGCCUCGGUGUCUUGCCUCAACCAGCCCGGCGCCAACACCUUCCCCAUCGUGGCCAUGCCCUUCAUGUUUGUGCGCACCGACCUGACCAGCCGCGGCGACAGCGGCGCGCUGCUGGUGGCAUACCUGACCUUCAUGCUCGACACCUUCGCCCAGAACACCAUUGCCAAGGCCCUGGGCUUUGAGCCGCUGCCCACCGAGGUGCGCCAGUACACCACGGAGCGCGCACUGCCGCUCCUGCAGGUGGACACCCGGUCCAAGGCUUGGGUGUUUGAGAGCGGCUCCACCCUGUCCGGCGGCAAGGGCAGCACCGACAACGUGAUCAGCGGCUUCGGCGGCAACUACGAGAACCUCAACGCGCAGGGCUUCGCCGAUUUCUACAAGGCCUACAACCUGGCGCAGAAUCGCGCGCAAGCCACCAAGGCCGCGUCCGGCGGCAACAGCACCGGCUCCGGUUCGGGCUCGGGUGGCAACUACACAGCGGUGCUGUCCGGCAUUCCUCCAGACCUGAUCGACCAGUUGGAUAACCUGCAGAAACAGGUUGACAUCCUCAAGGCCGUCGCGAUCACGGCUGCUGUUUUUGGCGUCUUUGGUCUGUCGCUCGCCAUCUUCACCUCCUGCCGCAUGUUCGUACACAUGUCGCUGUGGGGCGGGGCGGGCGCCGCCGGCCCCGGCAGCAACUCAAUGGUCCACCCCGCGUCCAUUUCCAUUCUGGGCAGCAACGGCGGCGUGCGGCGGCAGAAGUCCAUCAGCAACUUCAGUGUGGGCGAGGGCAGCAUGGGCAGCGAAAAGAGCGUGUAGGCGGGUACAGGGUGCGAAGGCUGGGUGGCAGCGCGCUCCUGCGGUUCAAUAUUUGCUUCGCACUGUUGUUGGGCAGCUGUGCAUGCACCACGGCUUUCCACUGAGGUCGUUGCUCAGCAUGAAAAGCUGAAACCUUGUGCGGCGGGACAGGGCGAACACAACGGUGCGGUGGCCGCAAGAACAUGCAUGGCUCUUACAUACCUAUUUUGCUAUUAAAGGACAGGCAAGCAGCUGUUGUGAUGUGAACGUAUGCCCAAAUGCUUGUACGGUGCUCGUGUCUGCUGCGUGGCGCACUUGUGAUACGGGUGCGGACUUGUUCCUGGUGGGUUCGGGUAACAUGCCGUAAUCCGGAUAUGACGCAGGUUGGAUUUUCACGUUUAUGGACGCGGCACUCGAGAACCGCUUGUGUGAACACUGCAUUUUAGAUCAAUUGAUACAGGCCUUGAUUGUGACGCAACUAUGGCGGCGGAGAACAUUUCCUUUGGGGAACCUUGAUUUAUUGUACACUGAGUUGCAUUCAUAACGGUUCAGAACUCUCGCAGGCUUCUUCAUUUGCUUGCUAGGGGGCGACACGCAACUGCAUAAGAUGCGAGCCCGGUUGGGGCGGCGGGAUGUUGGGAGCAGAGUCAUUGCUGGUACUCGCGGGCGUAGGCGCACCAGUGGCCAUGAAAUACGUGUAUCCUUGCAAGGCUUGCCUGAGGCACGCGGCGGGAUUGGCCGUAAUAUGCAGGUAGUAUGGUAGUGUGGACUGCAGGCGCCGGGCCCUGCCCGGCCCCGCUAAAGCAGGGCCGUCAUGUGCCGCAUGGGCCGCAAUUUAAGCGCAGUUUCGUGAGUGGGGUCAGCGCAGUUUAUGCGCUGACGUGUGGUUCAGUGGUGGCACGGAGGGUGAAGCUGCGAUUGGGUACUGAUACAACCUGCCAGCAUGGCAGAAGCGAUGGUAGUAGUAGUAGUGGUAGCUACAGUGAUGGCGCCAUUGUACUGGAUUCAACACUGAUUGUCUGUUGUAACACUCCAGAGAGGCGCUACAGGUGAUGCGUGUAGGAUUGCAAUACGGACGUGUGCUCGUUACGCUGUGUUGAAGCAUGCACGUCAAGUAUUACUUAGGCCACGACGUCACGAAAACCAGAGUG